Messenger RNA from Carassius gibelio (silver crucian carp), 4001 nucleotides. RefSeq names its product N-alpha-acetyltransferase 30. The record is from RefSeq and is a predicted model, not a curated record. The coding region runs from base 202 to 1311 and encodes 369 amino acids. The transcript has 4 exons. Lineage: Eukaryota; Metazoa; Chordata; Actinopteri; Cypriniformes; Cyprinidae. Gene Ontology annotation, biological process: N-terminal peptidyl-methionine acetylation. Gene Ontology annotation, molecular function: protein-N-terminal amino-acid acetyltransferase activity. Gene Ontology annotation, cellular component: NatC complex.
GCUUAACGGCAGAUAAUAGGGCCAGUGUGGAGUGAAUUGAGUAAUGGCAGGAACAGACACGAGAUAGUCCACGAACCUUACGUUAUUCGUACAUUUAUCGGGUAACAGCAGCCGGACGGGCGUCUGUCCUCAUCGUCGUUCGCUGUGAGAGGCUGAUUCCGACCCCGUUUUUCUGUCAUCAUAGUAACUGUAUGCAGUGGAAUGGCUGAAGUGCCGCCUGGGCCUAACGCACUGCCUUCAUCCUCGAGCGAGAUCUCACCACUGUCCGUGGACGGGUGCACCUUACUGGGCCACGACGAUGAGGGACGGGACAUCAUCAGCCCCGGCGCAGGACACCAGCACGCCAGCGACUAUAAGGCGAUCGUCAAAUCCAACCAGAACAACGUGCAUCCUAAUGCAUCAGCUGCCCAGUUCCACACAGCCCAGCUGAACGGGGUCCAGUGCCACCACACUCACCUCCAGAACCACGUCCAACAACACCGGCCGUCCGACAAUCUGAACGCCGCUUCCGAUCACCACUUGGACGGGAUCGUUGCAACACAGGGCGAUCACACGGAAAACAACAAUUUCACGAGAAAUAAACGAUGUAGUGAUAAAUCUCAGAGCCAGUCGCCGUCGAACAACGGGAUAAACUGCACUGACAGUAUGGGGAUAACGGAGAGCAGCUCGUGUCGACUGGAGAACGAUGUAAGUAGCAGGACUGGUUCAGCGGAUCGAGCUCGAGCGGCAGCGGUAGCGCUGAUGGACGGGGCUGAGUCAGGCCCAGGCCCGCAGCGCGCUCGAGUAGAGCAGGCGGCCGCUGACAGCGCUCCGGUGGCGGGGAUGUCGAGACUAGCGCUGGAGGAGCACGACGACUCCAUCCGAUACGUGAGAUACGAGUCUGAGCUCCAGAUGCCUGAUAUCAUCCGACUCAUAACUAAAGACUUAUCUGAGCCCUACUCCAUAUACACCUAUAGGUACUUUAUUCACAACUGGCCUCAGCUCUGCUUUCUGGCGAUGGUUGAGAAGGACUGUGUCGGUGCCAUUGUGUGUAAGCUAGACAUGCAUAAGAAGAUGUUCCGUCGCGGAUACAUCGCCAUGCUCGCUGUGGACUCCAAAUUUCGCAGGAAAGGCAUCGGCACCAACCUUGUUAAAAAGGCCAUCUAUGCUAUGGUGGAGGGGGAUUGUGAUGAGGUGGUGCUAGAGACGGAAAUCACCAACAAAUCGGCCCUGAAACUCUAUGAGAACCUGGGCUUUGUCAGGGACAAGCGGCUGUUUAGAUAUUAUUUAAAUGGAGUGGAUGCACUUCGGCUCAAACUCUGGCUUCGCUAAAUCAAACUACGGGGUCCCUCAACUCUUUCUCCAUCCCUUUGGCCUCCUCUUCCUCCGCCACAGUCCUCUGGCUCAGAUCACCUGACUUCCCAUCAAUAGAAAGACACUCAACCUCUGCUGAGCCAUAAAGGGCAAACUCUGAGGGAAAAUCAUAAUAAAGUGUUUUAAGAACUUUUGUGUGAAAGAAAGAGAGAGAUUGUUGUGAAAAACAAAACACACAAAAAAAGUUGGGUACUGAUAUGACACUGACAAUGAAAAGGAAAGGCCGGUGGCUUCUAUGCUCAGGUGUCAAAUGCCUGACUUAUGACCUCUGUGUAUUUGUGUCGGGCAGUGGAGAUGAGCUGGGCCGAACAUGUUGACGGCAUCCACAAAAUGUAUCAUGCCGAAAGUAAACAAUGCGCCACACCUCUGUUGUUGUUGUUUUUUUAUGAACAAUCACAAACCGAAGGAUUGGAAGUGUGUUUAAACCGACUCAACUACUCAAAUACAUUUUUGGUUUCCCUUUUUCCCUUAAGAAGAGAGUGCAUGGGAGCAUUGCAGGUUGCAAUUGUGUUGUAGCCUGCUGCUUUGCCUUUUGUUUUUGUUCGUUUUUUUUCCAUACCGGGGUCUGUGGUUUAUUUUAUGUGUUUAAUUUUAUGUUUUGGAAAACCCUGAGCAGAGCUUUGUCUGCUUUAGAAGUUCGAUCUAUGAUAAACUAACAUACACAGAUUCAGAAACACUUUAACCUGAAUGCUGUAUAGCAGUACAGAUGGCACCUUUGCUCUUUUAAGUUGGUCUUAUUAGCUCAUAUUACGCCAUAUUGGUUUAUGUGACUUGUGAUUCUGACACAGAUAUCGUCAUCUCACCAUACAAGUUGUCUCGAUGCUGCUUCAUGAGUGUUUUGUACUACUAAAAUGGAAUUGAAAAUGAAUGAAUCUAAAUGGGCCUAAAAUGAGAGUAUUCGCAGUUAUUUGAAGACUUUUUAACCAGAGUCAUCGUCAUGGAUUCUACCUUUCCAUGUCUUAAACGAUGUUUGGGUAUUCAGAUAUGCUGACCUAGACAAAUGAACCUCAAACGGACGCACUUCUCAUUUUUGCACUGAUUAGAUGGGGUAUAAUUUCUGUGUAAGUGGACCAGUAGGGGACAGAAUUCAGAUCUCACCAGCUCAGAUGCUCCAAUGGACUCAUGCAAAUAAUUGCUUUAAAGUCAUGAAACAGACUGAUUUAUAUGCAAGAUGACAUCGUUUUGAGGUGUUUUAAAUGUAACGGAGGAAGUUUCUGGAGGUUAGCAUUUUUAUGGGUUUGUGUUUAACAGUAGUGUGCUGUGGCAGGUUGUACCAUCACUCAUGUUGAAAGUGUUUCUAUGUCAUUGCCAAUAGACCCCCAUUUUGCUUUGCUGCUGGCAAAUGAGUUGUUUUUGGAAGAAAUCCUUUUUGUCUUUUCAAGUUUGGAGUGGGAAACAAGUUUUUUGAUUUGCUAAAUGUACAUAUGGAAGUUUGAUUUGUCGUUUUUGAUUGUCAUUGGAAAAGUUCCCCAUAGAGAUGCUGCUCUCAGUUGUUGGGAAGAUUGAUGGGUUGUGUUAUAAAUUUGUGCUUAAAUAGACUGAUUUUGCUGAUUGAUUUAUGAGUCGAGAAAUCUUUUUUUGGGGUGGGGAUUCUGUUUAGUUAUUUUUUUUUAAAGCCCAAAUUGUAGUACAUCAACCAGAAAUGUGACAGUCCUAUCAAUCCCCUUUGAUGCAUCAGACCAUGUGCUAUCUGUCAGUAAGGCUCAGGUGUUUGGUUUCUGUUCAAUUCUCCUUUCACUUGCCAGGGACUCCUUUCAAGGUUCCAGUGGUUAUUAACUGCCACCUUGUCUUUGUAAGGACUUUAUUCCUUUUGAUUUGUGGACACUCGCUGUUAAGAUGGAAAUUUCAGAGCCUUGAGUAGUUUUCAUCUAAACCGACCAUCUAAGUCAGUCUUUCGAUUACAGAUAUAAAUUUAUUAUUUUAUGUUCUGCCGAAGGAAGAAAGUCAUAUACGUUUGGAACAACAUUAGGGUGAGUAAUUGAUGACAGUUUUCUUUUUUGGUGAAGUGUCCCGUUAAUAAAAUUCAGAACCUUUCACAAGCUGCCAACCUUGACAGACAAUAAUGCCUUUCUGGCUGGCGUUCAUCACCAUUCUAUGCUGCCCAUAUUUUUGUAUCGGAUGAAUACUUAUUGUUUAAAAUUGUGGUUGGCACAAUGAUGUUGAUUUGCACUGCCAAUAUCUGACUUUUGUGGAUUAUUUUUGUAAGCGGUCCAUCAAAUGUUAUGGCCAUUUAACAGCUUUAGACCGAUCAGCUGGCAGGUUCUAGCUGGACAAGAUCACAUAUUUAGAUGAUGUGGACACUAAUCUGACUGGCUUCUGUUUUGGGGAUUUAUUCAUUGAUUGGAUUAAUUUUGAAUCUGCACUUGUGGCUAAUUUUCAUCCCUGUAAACGGUGGAGUUUCUGUUGUAGUUAGUGUUACUCUUGUACUUUCAUCUAAUGAUUUGGAAAAGCAAGACAAUGCUCUACAAACAUGGAUCCAUUUUGUUGGGGAAAGAGCGACCGUUUGCAUGUUGAUUACAAUUUUCUCCACCCUUCUUUCUCCCACUUUCACCCCUGGCAAAAUGUCUUGCAAAAGUUUAUUUGUUUUCAAGUGGACAACAGACCUGGUUUAAAAAAAUUAUAAAUAAAUUAUUUGAUUUUUAAGCAAA